AUGGACCUUGGAGAGGGAUAUCGCGCUGCAAGCCUGCACGUCGACCGAUGCAGGCAAGGGGGGGCGUUUUUUGGUCAAGGCUUUGAUCCGGACAGGGUUUCUCGUAUCGUUAGAGUGGUGAAGAGUAUUAACAGUGGGAUUUGGUCCUGGCCUUUGUCGCGGGGAGGGGUUGAUGCGAACCCGGGCCAGGAAAAUAUCCUUGAGACGCAAGGGAUGGUGAUGAGGGCGUUUCCAGACUGUUCGGAUCAAGCCAGAUGCAAUGACCAGUCAAUUCUCCUAGGGCAUGAACACGCGGCGAGAGUUGAUGGGAAUAUUGCCUGCAUGGACAAUGUGGACAGCUCGGUUUACGUCUGUUACUGCAUCAGUGCCUGCUGGUUCUGUAUCCUCGGAAUACUCCUCGUAUCGCUUCCGCCAGUACGAUGGCAGGAAACACAGGACGUUUCUACAAGCGCUGAGGCUCGAUGGCCGGUGGGACGGUCUCCUUACAGAUCUGGCGUAUUCGCUGGACCUCGCACUACGACUAGCCAGGCCCUUCGGGGCCACAAUGGCACAAGCGACGGGCACAGACUCAACCAGACAGACAGUUCAUCGGACAGCGCUAACGAACGGCGAAUCCUCCGUACUCCAGCUUUUCCUUGGAGAAGGUUUAACCCACCCAGGGGCGGUUGA
Messenger RNA from Paecilomyces variotii, 669 nucleotides. RefSeq lists its product as hypothetical. Bases 1 to 669 code for a protein of 222 amino acids. The transcript is spliced from 3 exons. The record is from RefSeq and is a predicted model, not a curated record. NCBI's taxonomy places the organism in Eukaryota, Fungi, Ascomycota, Eurotiomycetes, Eurotiales, Thermoascaceae.